Anopheles moucheti is the source of this 1236-nucleotide messenger RNA. RefSeq names its product toll-like receptor 7. NCBI's taxonomy places the organism in Eukaryota, Metazoa, Arthropoda, Insecta, Diptera, Culicidae. Bases 1 to 1236 code for a protein of 411 amino acids. Gene Ontology annotation, molecular function: protein binding. The transcript is spliced from 2 exons. The record is from RefSeq and is a predicted model, not a curated record.
AUGAUGGCACUCUUGCAGAUGAUGAGCCACCAGAGGCGUGCGAAUGAGAGUGCUUCAACGGUGCGCGCUAAGGAGUUUGUAGCCACCACCACCAACGCCAGGAAAACGGUGCCACACCGCAAAACUGUACUGGUGGGACUACUGCUGAGUGAAGUGCAAGCAUAUCAACUUUCGUGCCGAUACUUUCCGCCAAUGUGCCUCCUUCAGGAUUGGAACCCGGCCGCAGAAGGGUUCCGGGUGUUAAACAAUGUACCAACUGGCAUCAGCAAGCUUAGAAUUUCAAAUCUGCUAAGCUUCGCAAUCGACGAACAGUUCAUGCUGGCCGUUGGUCGUUCAUUGCAGGGCAUUGAGAUAGAAAGGUCCAGCCAUCUGCAAUCGUUGAUAGUACCCCACAACUCCAGCAUUGAAAAUAUCUUCAUAGAAGCUUCACAACUUAGCAGCAUGUAUUUUGAGGAAAACGACGCACUUCAAUCCUUGAUCAUCUCGGGAAGCAACUUGCACGGUGUACCGCAUUCGAUGAAUAAUUUGACCAAUUUAAGCGUAUUCAUCAUCCGCGGUGCUAACAUAACGACGAUCGAUUUAAGUUUGUUUUUUUCAAUGCAACAAUUGCGCGAACUAACGUUCGAUGCAUCGAACAGUGUCAACUACUCAAUUAUCCGUAUUCUUCCCUCCAUUAGCGCAGCGGUAACAAUGCUUACGUUGCAACGCAACCAUUUCGAAACAAUUCAUUUUGAUCUGUUCGAACCGUUUCGAAUGUUGGAGCAGCUGGAUGUUUCAUGGAACAAUCUUACCACCAUAACGGGAUGCAUUGCGAACCCUCGGCUGAAAAACUUAAAACUGAACCAUAACUAUUUUACCUCGUUGACGUUCUGCGAAUGGAAGCAGUUGAGUAGCUUCCGCUGGCUAAUGGUUAGCCACAAUCAGUUGCAGCACGUUCCAAGGUGUCUCACUGCAUUUCCAAACAUGACGUCGAUCAGUCUGGAUAGCAAUUGCAUACGCCAUGUCGAAAUGCAGGAUUUUGUUGGAUUAAACAGGCUGGAAAACGUCGAUUUGGGAGAAAAUAAAUUACUGUCGUUAAAGUUCGGUAACGAUGUAGUGAUACCAAAGUUAAAAAACUUGCUGUUGUACAACAGUUGCAUAUGUGAGUUGAACGCUUCGGACAUCAAUAUGGAAAGGAUGCCAAAGCUGAAAGGUCAUUUUAUCGUGUUUGAGAUUUAUCCAUGUGUCGUUUGUUAA